CAGGCUCAUCCUUCAAGACCAAUCAUCCUGGAUUGACUCCCUCCCUCCCUCCCUUUCUCUCUCUCGCUCUCGUGGACGGUGUAACCUGGCUUGAAUCAUCUCUCUCUCUCUCAACAAUGGAAGGGGCUCUUUUUCCCAACAGGCCACCAUUCCCCACCCAUCCAACAAAACCAACACAAUCAAACCAAAGCGUGAAAUUCCCAAAAACUCUACCCCUCCCUCCUCAACCCCCAUCUCCUCCCUCAUUCCCUCUGGAUUCUCUCCUCCACCACCUCCACCACCUCUCCUCGCCAAUUCUCUCCGCCACCACUCACGUGCCCAAACAUAUAAAAUCAGCCAAAACCAGCAACCCCCAUUUGGCUUCUCUUCACAGCUUUUCAGCAGAGCAAGAAUCACAACAAACCCAACUCAACAAAGUUAAUUUGGUUUCAAUCUCAACACUUGAAACUAACAAAGUAGAUGUUUUUCGAUCAGCUGGUGAAAAUGGGUCGCCUGGUUUUCUUCCCAUGAAUUGUAAGCUCAUGAUCAAUUCAAUUGUUGAACGACCUAUAUCUAGUUUGAAUGCUUACUUUGAUUCAAUUAAGUUUGAGCUACGUCAAGUUGAUUUGAUCAGUUUGUUGAAAGGUUUAGAUAUUUAUGGUAACUGGGAAAAAGCCCUUUUUCUGUUUGAAUGGUUUGUCUUGGACUCCAAUACCCAGAAUGAAAAAAUAGACGAUCAAGUUAUCGAAUUAAUGGUUAGAUUUCUAGGAAGAGAGUCACAGUACUCUACUAUGUCGAACCUGUUUGAUGUAAUUCCCAUUGAGGACUACUUGCUUGAUCUUAGAGCUUGUACAACUAUUUUGCAUGCAUAUUCUCGUACUGGGAAGUAUGAGAGAGCAAUCUCUCUGUUUGAACAUAUGAAGGAGAAGGGGCUUUCUCCGGAUUUAGUCACUUAUAAUGUCAUGUUAGAUGUUUAUGGGAAAUUGGGCAGGUCUUGGAACAAAAUUUUGGGCCUUUUGGAUGAGAUGAAGAGCAAAGGGCUUGAAUUUGAUGAGUUUACCUGCAGCACUGUGAUAUCUGCUUGUGGGAGAGAGGGUUUGUUAGAGGAAGCAAAAAAGUUCUUUGAUGGGCUGAAAACACAGGGCUAUGUAGCGGGAACGGUUACUUAUAAUGCUUUACUUCAAGUGUUUGGGAAGACCGGGAUAUACUCAGAGGCUUUAUGUGUUCUGAAAGAAAUGGAGGAAAACAAUUGCCCACCUGACUCAGUUACUUAUAAUGAGCUUGUGGCAGCAUAUGUGAGAGCGGGAUUCCAUGAAGAAGGAGCUGCAGUUAUAAACACAAUGGCCCGUAAAGGUAUCAUGCCCAACGCUGUUACAUAUACUACUGUGAUAGAUGCCUAUGGGAAAGCUGGAAAGGAAGACAAGGCUUUAAGUCUGUUCAAACAAAUGAAGGAAUUGGGUUGUGUCCCUAAUGUGUGUACAUAUAAUGCAAUCCUUGGGAUGCUAGGGAAGAAGUCUCGGUCAGUAGAGAUGAUGGAAAUUCUUUGUGAUAUGAAGUUAAAUGGAUGUGCCCCAAAUCGUAUCACUUGGAACACAAUGCUUGUCAUGUGUGGCAAUAUAGGUAUGCACAAAUAUGUGAACAGGGUUUUCCAUGGGAUGAAGAGUUGUGGUUUUGAGCCCGACAGAGAUACAUUUAAUACUUUGAUAAGCGUAUACGGUAGGUGUGGAUUAGGAAUUGAUGCGGCCAAAAUACAUGAUGAGAUGAUUAAAGCAGGGUUCACUCCAUGUGUUAGUACUUACAAUGCACUUCUAAAUGCUCUGGCUCGUCGAGGGGAUUGGAAAGCAGCCGAAUCAAUCAUUCUAAACAUGAAGAGUAAGGGCUUCAAGCCCAGUGAAACCUCUUACUCAUUGAUGCUCCAUUGUUAUUCAAAAGGAGGAAACGUGAGGGGCAUAGAGCGGAUUGCAAAACAAAUUUAUGAUGGUGACGUCUUUCCUAGUUGGAUGCUUUUGAGAGCCCUUGUUCUUGCAAAUUUCAAAUGUAGAUCACUAAUGGGCAUGGAUAGAGCAUUUCAGGAAUUGCAAAAGAAUGGGUACAAACCUGAUUUGGUUCUAUUCAAUUCCAUGCUCUCAAUUUUUGCAAGGAACAAGAUGUAUGACCGUGCUCAUGAUAUGAUGCGCAUGAUUCGUGAGAGUGGAUUGCAGCCAGAUCUGGUCACCUACAAUAGCUUGAUGGACAUGUACGCCAGAAUGGGUGAGAGUUGGAAAGCAGAAGAAGUUCUCAAGAGACUGCAAAAAACCGGUGUGAAACCAGAUCUUGUGUCAUACAACACUGUCAUCAAAGCCUUCUGCCGGCAAGGUCUGAUGCAGGAGGCCAACAGAAUUCUCUCAGAGAUGACAACUAAAGGGAUUCGACCAUGCAUUGUUACCUACAAUACAUUCGUGGCUGGCUACGCUGCAAAGGGAUUGUUCCCAGAAGUAAAAGAUGUGAUCAGCUACAUGAUUCAGCACAACUGCAUGCCUAAUGAGUUAACCUACAAGACGGUUGUGGAUGGUUAUUGUAGAGCACGGUUGUACAAAGAAGCCUUAGAUUUCGUGUCAGAAAUUAGAGAAACGGACGAGUCCUUUGAUGAGGGAGCUCUCCAAAGACUCGCAACUCGCAUAAGUGAGAAAGUAGAGUCAUGACUUCAUGACUUACCUCUAUUGGACUCAUUUCUUUGUUGCUUGGCAUUCUGGGGCUGAUUUGUUAUGACUUUUGCAAUAUACCUUUGGUGAGUCUACUCAUUCAAAUUCUUUAGAUAUGAAUGCUGAUAUCACAUAAUUCUAGAUGCGUUUGGCCACUUUGGAAAUUUGAUCCAGCUGAAAUUGAUUGGGAGGAAAACUGUGGAUUCUGUAGACUAACAUGACAGGGCUUAAUGAAGUUGCAUGACUUAUUCUGAGAUUCACCAUUGAAAAUUCCUUAUCAAGGUUCUCUCUGAGGUACAAAGAUUUUGUUACAAGGCUUGAGGGGGCUACCUUAGUAGAGGUUCUUUUGGGACAGGUGCAUGCAGUGGGCAAAAAUGAAGAUUACACCAUAUCAGUAGUAAAGGCUGACUGGCCAUAUCAGUAGCAGCCUUUACCGUUGAAAUCUUGGUGAAUUCUACGUUUUACUCCUGGGAACUAUGGAUAGGCUGCGGUAAAUAUUCAGGGAGUUGAGCCAUGUGUAACAUGUUGAAAACUCAUAUCCAAGGGUAACUUUUUAAGUUGUAUUUGUGUACUUUUUUUUUCCUCUGGAAAUGCCCAUCCAUAUAGGCUACUGGCUACAAAGGUUACGUGUUUCAGCUGGUUGAUAUACCUCAUCUACUCCUUCAAAGGUUAGACCUUUUUUGAGGUGGUAUGUGGAUUUGGGUAUGUUGGCGUUCUCGACUCUUCUACCUUCUAUGAAGCUCUGUUGAACAAUUUGUAUUGAUAUUGGGUGAGUAGUUAUAUAUGAAUGAAGAUUUUUUGUUUGUUAAUUAAAAAAAAAACAAGGCUACAAAGGAGG
Messenger RNA from Ilex paraguariensis (yerba mate), 3498 nucleotides. Lineage: Eukaryota; Viridiplantae; Streptophyta; Magnoliopsida; Aquifoliales; Aquifoliaceae. The record is from the annotation of a GenBank genome assembly.